This is a messenger RNA of Bactrocera neohumeralis, 2793 nucleotides long. RefSeq names its product dynein light chain 1, cytoplasmic. The coding region runs from base 427 to 696 and encodes 89 amino acids. Gene Ontology annotation, cellular component: cytoplasmic dynein complex. Gene Ontology annotation, biological process: microtubule-based process; cilium assembly. NCBI's taxonomy places the organism in Eukaryota, Metazoa, Arthropoda, Insecta, Diptera, Tephritidae. The record is from RefSeq and is a predicted model, not a curated record. Gene Ontology annotation, molecular function: dynein intermediate chain binding; dynein light intermediate chain binding. The transcript has 3 exons.
AAUAGCAGAGUACCGCGAAAAGCCGUGCAAACAACACAUACGUCAAGCGUGAGUGGAAUUUAUUUGGUGGAAAUUGUAUAGUCAAAUAUAUUUUGAAAAGUACCUAUACAAAGGAAUUUUGAUUUGAACUGUUUUAUUUUAUACAUUCGUUUAUCUGAAGUAUUGAAAUUUUCACAAAGUUCGUUCAAAUGUUUUAAGAAAACAUAGUUUUCAUUGAGAAAUUCAUCGAGUGUGUGAAAGAAGAUAAGCAAAAUUUUAGAGGAAAAAAUCUAAACCAGAAGGAAUAAGUGCCGAAAACCCAAGUAAAAAAGCUGAAAAAUCAGAUUUGUUUGCUGAAAACUAGCACAAGUAGCAGAAAUUGUACAGUUUAUUUGCAGAUUUAUUGCUAAUUUUUAUUAGAAGAAACUUAAGAAAACCACAAACAAAAUGUCAGAUCGCAAAGCAGUUAUUAAAAACGCCGACAUGAGCGAAGAAAUGCAGCAGGAUGCUGUUGAUUGUGCGACACAAGCCCUCGAAAAGUACAACAUUGAAAAGGACAUCGCCGCCUAUAUCAAGAAAGAAUUCGACAAAAAAUACAAUCCCACAUGGCAUUGUAUUGUGGGCCGAAAUUUCGGAUCGUAUGUGACACAUGAGACACGUCACUUUAUCUACUUUUACUUAGGCCAGGUGGCAAUUUUAUUAUUUAAGAGCGGUUAAAAAAUUAACAACUAUAACCACAAACCCAAUCACAGCAACAGCAACAACAAAAUACCACAACAACACACAUAUACACAUACUUGGAAAAGCAACAGCAAAACAGAAGAAUUUGUAGUGUAAAUCCUAAAUUUCAAGAAAAAAAGGCGUAAAGUAAAAAUAACAAUAACAACAACUGGAAAAAUUUGCAGUCACAACAUUUCAACGUAAUAGUAUGAUGAAUCGGCAACUGAGUAAUGCAGCAGGCGGAAAUGCAUUUGAAGAGAAGCACAGUGCUGGCGAAAUGAUACUGUCAAGAUACGAUCCACAUUGCUUUGCAGUGCAUAACUGUAGUUAUUAGCUGUGAUUUCUUAAAUUGGGUAGCAGAAACUAUACACCUGGCAAAUAUAAAAUGUGCAACCAAAUUUGUUGGUUGAUAACCAGCGUUUUUACAAAGAUGUGCAUAAAGAGUUUGCUGCAAUAUAAACGUUUUAGACUGCACCCAGAAUAAGCUACAUGUAUGAUACUUAAAAUGCACACUCUUGUAAUGUGGAACCUAAUUCAAAUCAGUUCAAUUGGUAAAAUGCGUAAAUAGAUGUGGAACCAAAUUCAAAACAGCGCAAUUUUUAAAAAUACGCAAAUCAUAGAUGUGGAAACUAAUUCAAAACUCUUCGAUUGCGAAAAAUUUGUAAAUUAUUGUUAUGGAAUUUAAGUGAAUGCAUUCUCAGCGCCCAAUUUCUCACAGAACUGUGUAUAUGUACGAUUGGCGCGCACCAUAAACGCCUAAAGUAAUCCCCUCUAUGCUAAUUAACGCAUUUUUGAAUUGCCCUAAUGCCAUAUAUGCACUCACCACUGUCAUUGCCACAUGCACCGCUGGCGCCGAUCUACUACAAAAUUUUACACUGCAGAAAUGUGACGUUUCAUGGACUUGACAAAAGCAGCAACAACAACAACCAAUUCACUUUACUACUAUUAUGGGCACAAUACACCAACAACACAACCCACACCCGAACAGACAAUUGUGGUAAGAGAAAAACUUCGCAGAUUCAGUAAAAUGCAGAAAAUAGUAGAAAAUAGCAGAACUUGAAGCAACUAAAAGUAAAAACAAAUCUCAAAUGGAAUCAUGGAAAAUUUAACAUUUUAUGCGUAUUUGUAUUAGUAAUAUCAGCAAGCAACAACAGCAAAUUAUAUAUAUAUAUACACAUAUAUAUUUGUUAGUCUAAGUAACAAGAAAAAUGAAAAUCGAUGAAUAAAAAAUAAAUAUUUGAAAUUGCGUACACAACAACAACAAGCAUACAUAUACACACACAAAAGCAAAACACUUAACUGAAGGUACAUAUACGGAGCGGAAGUCGAAAGAAAUGCUAAAAACGAUGCGCAACAUUCGAAUUAGAGCAAAAUCUUAAUGAAAAUUGAAACAUUGUAAGCGACGAGCAAAGUUAGCGAAUUAUAAAAGACAUAACUGAAUAUUUCCAUCCACAAUUAGCAAUGGGGAAAAUUGAAGUGAAACUUGAACAAGAAGGAGGAGGAGUGACAGCUUAAGGAGUAGUUGUUGUAGCGGUGUGUAAAGCAACAGUAAAAAAACACACACAAAUAGCAAACGAAAAGCAAACACACUUGCAACACCUUUGUGUGAACGCAUAUAAUAGCAAUAAUAACAAAUAUAUAAAACUAAAAGUUGAAUGCAAACAAAUGCAAAUGAGAAGGAGUGUACUCGUAGUGUUGCGCUGUUGGCAGCAGCCAGGAGCGGUAUGUAUGUAUGCAGCAAAAACAACAGUAGCAGCAGCAACAACAACAGCGCAUAUACCAUACUAGGCUAAUAUAUUCGAAUUAAUGAUAUUUUCUUCUGUGAAACUUCUAUAUUUUCUUUUGUGUUAAAUAAAUUGUAAAUGUUUUUCUUUUUGAUGAAAUGAACAAAACAAAUCGUUUUAUGAGAGAGAGAAAAAAUUAUCUAUUUUAACACACUUCUUACAUUACAUUAGUAAUUUAGUAGACGCCAUUUUACAAUUUAUUGAACAAGUGGAUGUGUGAGGGUAUUUUUUUGAAAUUUUUCCUUAAUUGGAAAUUGAUGAAAGAUAUGUGUUCAAAUAAAAAAUAUAAAUUUUAUUUAAAAAAAAUUAA